AUGAUCCUACGGCGCGCACUGGGAGGAUGCUAUCGAUGCCGCUGCCUCAUUCGACGAUACAGCACAGACGACCGCGUCACCUUACACUCCCUCCUCCAAGAUGCAGCCACACCCGCACAACGCACACUCGCAUGGCGUGCAUGGUCGGGCCUCUCACAAGAUUUGCAAGCAACGCGCCAUCAACUCCUUCACGCCAUGCUGGGUGUCUUGACAACAGAUCAAAAGCAAGAUGCCCUCAGACUUCUGACUGUCCUCGAUUCAAAACACGAUGCGGAUCAAUUGGAUGCAAAGCAACGCUUGUUCUAUGGGUUUUGGGCGUAUAGCGUGUUGGGCGAGACACAACGUGCUUGGCAAUCUUUUGCAGGUCUGGAUGCCCAGCUACAAGCGCGGCAUGCUCAAACAUUCAUGAAUCGAGUCGUUGAAGUAGGGGAUUGGCUGACGGGCGUACGGAUAUGGCAUGCUGUAGGUCGAGUUCGAGUGGAUGAACUCCUCUUACUCAUCCCAAAUGUCGAGACGUUUCAAUUUCUUGGUCACUUGCCGGGAGAUGUGGCUGUCUUUCGGGAACGCAUCAGACGUGAGGUGGUGGUGCAUCUCAACCGCAUCAACAAAACAGGUGCUGCCUAUACGCUACUCAAACAAGCGUACGAGCAAGGAAGUCGCAUCUCACAAGCGGAACUAGGAACGACCUUGUUCAAACUAUCGCCACAGAACGUACUCACUCUAUUUGAUAUGGCAAGUGGUCCAUUCAAUCAUCGCAUCUACAUGGCUGCCAUGUCAGCCUGUUCACAACUCGGCAAGAUUGACCAAGCCAAACGCAUCCUCGACCAGUAUCUAGAGGAAAAGGCAUAUCUCCGCGACGUUCGGCCAUCGCAAGACAACAAGCGUGAUGCACUCACCCUCGUCAUGUCUGGUUACGCGCGUCGUGGCCUCAUUGAUGAGGUCGAGGCGCUCUACACGCAAUUCGAUGGCGAAGCAGAUGCAUAUAUGCUAGGCACACGCAUUCAUGCUGCCGUCAUGCAACUUGACUUGAAUCGUGCAACUUCGCUCUUCAAAGAAGCGUCUGCCAUGGUUAAACCAGAUCGUGUGCUGUACAACAUGCUCCUGCAUAUCCAAUCGGAUGUCAUGGACGCAGACGCUGCGUCUCAAACUUUUUCCGCUUUGCUUGAUGCAGGUUUUGUGCCGAGUGCGUAUACCGCCUCCAUCAUGAUUGACCUCUUUGCGCAUAAACGCGAUGCAGUAGGUGCACAGCGUGUCUUCGACGAAAUGGAAGGACGUGGCGUUGUCUUCAAUUCAGUCGUCUAUGGCAGUCUGAUGAAUGCGUAUGUCGAAGCAGGCGAUACGACUGGUAUGCGCAUGGUCGUUGAGCAAAUGCAGGAAAAGGGGAUUCCACCAAACAGUAAAACGAUGAAUAUCGUGCUCAAGUCGUACUUGCGAGAAGAACGACCUGUUGCUGAUUCUCAAGCGCUUGUUGAUGCCAUGGAGAAGUCUGGUAUUCAAGCAACAGACAUCACCUUUUCACACUUUUUGCAGUCUCAUGUCCGGCGAGACGAUAUGCGUGGUGCGGUCAAGACAUUCAAGAAGAUGCUUGAUAGUGGCUUGACCCCCAACGAGUACCACUAUACAAUUAUGAUGCUGGGAUUUGUCAAGAUUCGUCAACUGGCAAGAGUAACGGAGUGGUAUGAGGAUAUGCUCGACGCCGGCAUCAAGCCUACAUUUGCGACCCAUGCAGUGCUCCUCAAUGCCCUUGUUGAACGGAAAACGCGCGAGACGGUCCGUAUCGCAGAGGGUAUGCUUGAUGCCAUCUUGGCAGCACCUGGUCUUGACAUUACCUCUCGUUUUGCUCCCAAAUACAUUGCUCCACCAGAUGUGUAUAACCCCGUCAUCAAGGAUCGUGCAAUACGCAUCGACAUCAAGGGCGCCACGCGACUCUUUCGUGAAUUCCUCAAAACGGUCGCUGAAACGACCUCUCGGCCGAAUGUCCGCAUGCUGACGUAUAUUCUAAAAUGCUACGCAUUGGCAGGCGAGACAAACGCCGUGAGGACCUUGUUUGUGGCUGCCAAAAAGGACGUGGAUCGGAUGUAUCGUCUCAAACGUGGUCCACAACUCACGCAAGUGGCCAAAGGUGCUCGUUUCUUGCUCAGUCAGCCAUUGACUGUCUUUAUGAGCCAUAUGAAGCAAGAUGGACAUUAUGAUGAGAUUGAACGUGUCUGGCAUAGUAUGCUGCUACAAGGCUACGCAUUCGAUGCAACAAAUUGGAAUUUGUACAUUCAAGCACUGUUGGAUGCAGGCAAGAUUGAGCGUGCGUUUGCAGCAACAGAAACAAUGAAUAUGCGAGUGUAUCAUAAGACGAAGGAGCAGCUGGCGGGUGCUGUGGCUCUACUGCAGUCUGGCAGUGUGUUGCAGACAGAGUAUGGAUUGGAGGAAGGUAUUGAGGUCUGGCGUCGGCUUUCAUCGCGCUUCCCGGUGACGUCGAAACUGGCCGAUGCGACGACACCUGCGGAGGAGACACAAACAGCAUAA
This is a messenger RNA of Protomyces lactucae-debilis, 2520 nucleotides long. RefSeq lists its product as uncharacterized. The transcript has a single exon. The record is from RefSeq and is a predicted model, not a curated record. Gene Ontology annotation, molecular function: protein binding. The coding region runs from base 1 to 2520 and encodes 839 amino acids. Lineage: Eukaryota; Fungi; Ascomycota; Taphrinomycetes; Taphrinales; Protomycetaceae.